AUGAUUCUGCUCCCCCAGUCCGGGAUAUCCGCCGAGACGGUGGGGUCCGAGAUCGGGACAACGCCAGACACCAAGCCCGAGCCCCGGCUUGAUGCCAUCGGCGUCUGGUGGAUUACGUUUGGCGCCGUCUGGACCGUCCUGCUGCUCGGCGGCAUGACGUUCCUCUACACGAAGCGCAACACACCGACCCUCCGGCUGCGCGGACUCUCGUUGACCUUUGCCAGCAUCAUCCUGCUUCAUCUCUACUGGAUUACAGUCCAGAUCGGCUACUCGGUCGGCCCUCUCGCCCCCGAGGUGGCUGAGUUUUGGAUCAUGAGCAUCUGGUAUCCCUUUGGCAUCGCCCUCUUCCAGGCCGGCAACAGCCAGUUCCUCCACGUCGCCAGGGCCCAGAGCCGCUUCGCCCGGCCCCUAAGCCAGAUGGAGACGCAGUACGAUGAGAAGCAGCUGCUCCAGAAGGCCAUCUGGCUUCCGCGCCUGCUCCUGAAAGACUACACCAAGCGUAUGUUUGUCUUUGUCACGUUGGGCAUGGCUGUGCAACUGUUUGUGGUAGUCAUCAUCUACAUGAUCUCACGCAAGUUCCACCCCGAUUUCGGCAUCCCCGGCACCGAGGUGGCGGGCAGCUUGCCCAUGGAGAUUGCCAUGAAGCAAGGCAGGGGCUGGGAGUGGUGGCCGUCCAUCGUUUGGCAGUUUGUUUGGGCCUGGAUCAUUGCACCCAUUAUCCUUUGGCGCUGUCGCGGGAUCCAUGACACCCACGGGUGGCAGCAUCAGACCAUUGCUUGCUGCGUUGCUGGACUUCCGGCAGCCCCCAUGUGGCUCAUUGCGCUCUACGUACCCGGUAUGGCACCCGUAAACCGCUACUUCCUGCCGCCGCAAUGGACCGCCCUGCCCAUCUUCGUCAUUGAAAUCUACACCGUCUUCGUGCCCUGCUGGCAGGUCCGCAAGCACCAGAACCUCCGCCAGAAGACACUCGAGUCCAUUGCCAAUUGUCAAUCCAAGACGCUGAUUGGGUCCAAGACGGAGACGUCUAAUGACCAGAGCUCGGCGCCACCCCUGAGCCCGACCUCUACCAAGGUCGGCGAGUAUACACGCUUCGACUCGUGGAAGAAGCUGCCCAGCCUCGAGGCCAACAACAGCCAGCCCAACCUAAGCGGCAUCCCCGACGAGAGCGUGCUCACCAUGGCGGCCCUGGAGCACGUGCUGGACAAGAAUCCGGAGCCGCUGCGCCAGUUCUCGGCCCGCCGCGACUUCUCAGGCGAGAACAUUGGUUUCCUGACGGCCGUGGCUGAGUGGAAGGCCACCUUCCCGCCAGACUUACUCCGCAGCCGUGACAUGACGGCCGUCCCAGACACAGUUCUUCGCAUGCAAUUCACGCACGCCUUGCGCAUCUACACCGAGUUCAUCUCGCCCCGCGACGCCGAGUUCCCCAUCAACAUCGCCGGGACCGACCUGCGCAAGCUGCAGGGCAUCUUUGAGCGCGCGGCUCGGGCGUCCGUCACUCCGGCGGCGUCCAUGUUGGCCCCAAUCGACGCCGUCACCUCCUUCGUCGACAUCAGCCCCCUUCCUCAAGCCGCCACAGCAACCAGUGGAACCCUAACCUCCGCAAAACGCAGCUCGCGCGACUCCGCCUCGGAACUGGCCAUCCUCCAACCCCAAGCCAGAACCAAACCGGCGGCACUUUCUCCAGGUUCAAGGUAUUAUUACCCGCUCUAUCAAGCCGGCAUCCCGCCGGCCUUUGACUCAAGCGUUUUCGACGCGGCACAGGCAAGUAUCAAGUACCUUGUCCUGACGAAUACGUGGCCCAAGUAUGUGCGGGAACGGCGCAGCUUGGAGAGCUCCUCCUCCUCCUCCAACGGUGGCGGCAAUAGUAGUAGUAGCAGCUUUGGCGGAAGUACUACUAACAUGAAGGGGGGGGGGUCCACCACUCUGAGGAGGAGUGGUGGCCCGGGUGGUGAGGUUGCGGAGGGCACGGCGGUCGGUAGGAGGAGCGUACGAAGUAAGAUCAUUUUGAGGAGGGUUCUGGGGUUCGCGUACUAG
Messenger RNA from Parathielavia appendiculata, 2034 nucleotides. RefSeq lists its product as uncharacterized. The coding region runs from base 1 to 2034 and encodes 677 amino acids. Lineage: Eukaryota; Fungi; Ascomycota; Sordariomycetes; Sordariales; Chaetomiaceae. The transcript is spliced from 5 exons. The record is from RefSeq and is a predicted model, not a curated record.